Molecule: messenger RNA, 231 nt
Organism: Auxenochlorella protothecoides
Lineage: Eukaryota; Viridiplantae; Chlorophyta; Trebouxiophyceae; Chlorellales; Chlorellaceae
Exons: 1
Coding region: 1-231 (76 amino acids)
Source: RefSeq, a predicted model, not a curated record
AUGGACCCUCCCAUACAACAUGCCCUACCAAGGAUCACAUGCCCCCCUCGAACCUACCUGCAACCAGGAUGGAUGUUUUGGGAUCAGACAGGAUGUCUUGCACAUACGCUGCCUGGAGUCCAGUUCCAGACUUGUGCAUUCCUGAUCAAUUCAACACAGCCCUGGUCACAGCACUGGAGAUGGCGUGAAAUACUCUCUAUGUGCCCGAUGAAGGGAUCCCAUGGGUGCUGA